AAUGAGGUGCUACCCUGCUACUCCUGAAAAAAACUCCUGCUAUUCCUGCAAGAAUCAAAAAAUUCUGACAUGGUCAGAAUUAGAAUAUAGGAUAUUUGUAAUUGGGGACUGUGUGUUGCCUUGCUGGUUUUGUGUAGAAGAGAUUUUUUGUUUUCUAGUACAUGGUAAAUAAUAAAAGGAUUUUAAUUUAAAACUUUCAAAUUAAUGUAACUUCAUGAUAUUUGUUGCUGUGUCAUGGAACAAAUUUUGUUUAAAGUACCUUUUGUGAGCCCUCUCUGCUACAAAUAGCAAAACAAGGAGUGUGUCUUUGCAGAGGUGAGAGUGUCACUGUGGCCCAUUGUUGGUAAAAGGUUGUAAACAGUGCUUGACUCCACUGGCAUCCUGGGGCUGCAGGUCACAUUGAAAAUGCUCUAAAAAGAAUGGGGGGAAAAAAAGAGACAGACUCUAUGCUUUUAAAGUCUGGUUUUAUGACAACAGUGAGAUAAUUAACUGAUGAGAACUGGACUUGAGCAUUUUUGUCACUGCAUUUGAUAUAGAUCCUGAGACGUUGCUUAUAAAUGAACACUGGUAGGAGUGAGGGAGUUUGAGUCGUCUUUUAUGGCAUUCUGACAAAAAAUUACUACAACACAUACUUCAAAUCCAUGAUGGAGGCUGCAGAAUGCAUUGCUGCUGUUCUUCUGUUCUUUGCCUGUGACCAUAUAAAUCCAUAUAAAAGUGCUUUCAUAUUAGAACAAUAUGUGCAAGUAUAUUCCUCUGCAUCCAACUUUGUAUUGCUGGUGGCAGAGGGAAAGAAAGAAACUGCUUUUUGGGGGUCAGCACUUAAUGUAUGUUCCCCCACCACUGUAGCAGGAGACACUAGUGCCUUUUGGAAUAUGAGGGUGCAGUUCAGUAUUUUAAAUAUUCCUGUACUGAAGGUCCCCAUAAAUGUUUCCUUUUUUCUGUCACAGACAAAUUUCAGUAAAAAGUUCUUUGUAAAUUAAGUAAGUUUAUCAAUUAUACAAAUUUUUAAUAGUUGAGAUUUUUCUUGUGCCUUCACAUCACUGAGAAGCUGAGUUAGAUUUGUCUGUUGUACCUCAAGAUUUACUAGAGGAACCAUAGGGAUAGAAUUCUCUGCUUGCUCCUCUUUGCUGCUAAAAAUAUGUACAGUUUGGGAAAAUAUGCCUAGAUCUGACUUCUCCUGACCUUCUGUAAAUUCUAAUAAACUGUUCAGAGAACUUGAGCAGCUGCACUGAGGAAAUGUCAAAAAUAUCUCUUGGCACACUCUAACUUCAUCCACAGACUGGUCUUCCCUUUGUGAAAACAAAGACCUUUCUGUGAGUCAUUUAUAUUCCUUGUGGUUUUUUCGAGUAGUGCUUCUCUGAGGCAUUUCUAUUUUAUAUUCUUGUCAGCAGAAUCAAGGGCAUGCAAGUACAGAUGCUGCUGCAGCCCAUCAGCCUCUGACCAGGCUGCUCUGGGCUGCUGGGAAAGAACCUCCUGAUGGCACAGGCAGCAGGAGAGCAGGGAGGAUGAACUGCAGUUCUAAGGCAAAAAGCUGAGCCUGUUUUAAGAAAGAGAAGUAAUUUCAGAAGGAAUUUGUCAUUUCUGGAGAUACAAGUUGAUGGUGUCGCACGCUGGGGCACCACAGAUAAAAUGGCUUUGAUAGCAAAGUAAAGAGAGGUAUUGGAGUUUUCAUUCCUUUUUAUGGAAAACCAGCACUGUGCUGUGACAAAUUCCAGACAUGGCCCCAAUUGUCAAUAAGCCGUCUCUAAAUUUAGCCAGCUGCUACCAGCCAACUCUGUUCUAUUCUUUAGCUCAAAUUAGAACAACUGCUGUAUCAACAGCUUGGUUAAAAAUCUAUGUUUUAUUUAUUUCUCAUUCAUUAAUCUGAGCAAGUUGGUUUUUUUUUGGUCUUGUUUCAUUGUGGGGUUUUUUAAUCCUGAGGUCUUGUCUUGAGAGAUGAUACUCAUGGCUCAUGGCUGUGGGUGCAUGUUGGAUGCUUUCUCAUGCUACAUAAAAGCACAGGGUACCUGAAAUGUGAGAUAGAAUUAAAGCAGGGGUUUUGUGCCAGUUCUUCGUAGGUUCAAGUAGGAAAUCUUGCGUUUUCUUUAUUCUGAAGGAAGAGAGAGGUAAAAUAGAAGGAUUCUCUCUUCAUUCCCUCUGUUGGGCUGUAGCUGUGUUUCCAUGGAGGUUCUAGCAGGGUGACUUUUGCAAAUAACUUGUCUGGUUUGCUUUUGUUCCACAUUGUUGUGUUGCUUCAGCAGUGAUGGAUUGAAAUUGCAGCAAUAGUUAUAAACUUGAUUUAGCUGCAGUGAGACAAGAUGACUUCUCUGCUUUUUAGAAGUGGCAUAGUUUGGGGUUUUUUUGGCUGAGUAAGGAAAAGCAAAGUUCUCAUCUCAAGCAGGAAUUUAUUCUUGAAACAAGCAGUGAAAUUCCACGAUGAGAAUAGAUUGCCGGAGUUGAUCUCAUCCCCUGAAUGACUAAUUCUGGGUGGUUGUUUAGCAGACUGAACAGAAGAUUAUAAACUCAGAACCUAGCUUUGUUUCUGGAAACUCCUGAGUGAUAAAGAAGCUGGAGCAGCUCCUCCACAGGAUUGUCUUUACCCUGGGGACAGUGAUAUGGAAAUAAUCUGCCCUGCUCACAUCUCCAGACUGUCCGCAUAGCGUGCGGCUCCAAGGAAUUGGCAGCUCCCUCUUUCAAAGCUUCUCUCUGAGUAUUUUUCAAAUGGCAAAUAUCCAACAUUAAUAAGCCACAUAGCAGAGCUGGGAGGAGGCUGGCUGUGGGGGCAGCAGGAGCACGUUCAGCUUCAAACAGGCUUUUUAAUAGUCAGAACAGUGUACAAUACUGGAGGAAGAGAAGCUGCAGCAAGAGGAACGAAUGAGAAUGGAAUCCAGGCGGCAAGUCACGGUAUCCUGGGACUCAGGAGGAUCAGAUGAAGCUCCUCCCAAGCCCAGCAGACCUGGUUACCCCAGUCCCAGAUCCAGUGAAGGGUUUUAUCCAAGUCCACAGCAUAUGGUACAGCCAAACCAUUACCAGGUGUCUGGCUACCCUGGUUCUCAUGGGAUACCAGCCAUGGCAGGCAGCAUUUAUCCUGGGCAGGCUUCUCUCCUGGAUCAAGCAGAUUCCUGGAAUCACCGGCCUCAGGAAAUAUCAGUGUGGCAACCAAACAUGGAGGAUUCAGGCACUUUGGACAUCCGAGGGAUGAGCCAGGUUCUACCCACACACCUGAUGGAGGAGAGGUUGAUACGACAGCAACAGGAGAUGGAGGAAGAUCAGCGCUGGCUUGAAAAAGAAGAACGAUUCCUGAAACCCGACAUGCGGCUCUCCAGAGGCAGCAUUGACCGGGAGGAUGGAGGUCUCCAGGGCCCAGCUGGUAACCAGCACAUAUAUCAGCCUGUGGGAAAACCAGAUCACUCAGCUCCGCCAAAGAAGCCUCCGCGCCCCGGAGCCCCCGGGCACCUGGGCAGCCUCGCCAGCCUCAACAGCCCCGUGGACAGCUACAACGAGGGUGUGAAGCCAUGGAGGAUUCAGCCGCAGGAGAUCAGCCCUCCUCCCACGGCCAACCUGGACCGCUCCAAUGACAAAGUCUAUGAGAACGUCACCGGGCUGGUGAAGGCGGUGAUAGAAAUGUCCAGUAAAAUCCAGCCGGCUCCACCUGAGGAGUAUGUGCCCAUGGUGAAGGAGGUUGGUUUGGCACUAAGAACUUUACUGGCAACAGUAGAUGAGACCCUCCCAGUGCUCCCUGCAAGCACCCACAGAGAGAUUGAGAUGGCACAGAAGCUGCUGAACUCGGACCUGGCUGAGCUCAUCAACAAGAUGAAGCUGGCCCAGCAGUACGUCAUGACCAGCCUGCAGCAGGAGUACAAGAAGCAAAUGCUGACGGCUGCUCACGCCCUGGCUGUGGAUGCCAAAAACCUGCUGGAUGUUAUUGAUCAAGCCAGACUGAAAAUCAGCCAGUCCAGACCGCACUAAGCACUGAGGGAAGAUGUCAUCAGCCUCGGAAUUCUGCUUGCGACAGGAUGUUUCUUCACCUUCCACCAGCAGUGAGGAUUAACCCAGUGCAGUCCUGGCCUUCCAGUGCCUCUGGCUUCAGCAGACCUGACCAACUGCUGCUGGUUCUCUCAUUGCAACAGUUUAACCAAGUCUUUCUGGUAGGGCCGAGCUGGGCUGGAUUCAGAAGGUGGCAUUAUCAGCAGGGGAGGUUUGUACAGGAGCCUUCGGGCACUCGGAGCUGGGGCAAAGGGCAGGUCACACCAUCGCAUGGGACACGCUUCGCACUGAGCUGCCACCAUUGAGCUGCCACCGGGGCACGGUCUCGGAGCCAAAACUGGUGGAGCAGCAGAUGGGAGAAAGAUAUUGUGAAGAAUUCGGGGAAACCUCAGGGCUGAGAAUUCUUGCCCACAGUAUAUGAACUAUCCAGACUGGAAUUUUUUUUUAUUAGAACACUUACGUCGCAAUAUGCUAAUCAUGAUUUACAGAGAAAGAAUAAAAAGCUAUAUUUUCAAGACUUCAGUCAUUUCAAGACAAACUAAAGCCCUCUUCAUCUUCCUGCCUUUUACUUUCACGUGACUGUGUGAAGCAUUUGUUUGGAACUAGCUGUAGGACACAACUGAAGACUCGUCUUUUUCACCAGGAUAACGUGCCAGUUCUUUUGUAGCAAUGUUGUUUUCCUUGGAAGUGAAAAUGCUGCUUUGUACCAGAGCAAUUCAGAGCUGCAUUUAGAGGAGAUCUGUAACAAUUCAUGUCCCCCAUUUUUAUAUAAUUUAUAAAGACAGAUUAAAGCCAUGAUGACUAUUUUAAACCCACUGUAGUUAACUAACCCAUCCUUUUGUCUAUCUUGCCUGGGAGGAGUUACAGUAGAGCAGUGUAAUUAGAUUUUCCUUGGUUUUCCAGUUAUGCCAUCUGUUCUGUUAAAAUAAAAACCACACUCCCUUUUUGCUGUUGAGGGAUAUAAAUUAUUCUCAGGAAGAAUAUAAUGAACUGUACAGUUACUUUGACCUAUUAAAAAGGUGUUACCAGUGAAA
Messenger RNA from Parus major (Great Tit), 5000 nucleotides. It is a transcript of the gene PTK2, whose product is annotated as protein tyrosine kinase 2. Gene Ontology annotation, cellular component: cytoskeleton; focal adhesion. The record is from RefSeq and is a predicted model, not a curated record. NCBI's taxonomy places the organism in Eukaryota, Metazoa, Chordata, Aves, Passeriformes, Paridae. Gene Ontology annotation, biological process: protein phosphorylation; signal complex assembly. Gene Ontology annotation, molecular function: ATP binding; protein tyrosine kinase activity. The transcript has 12 exons. Bases 2854 to 3948 code for a protein of 364 amino acids.